AUGACAGAUGCUAUAAUUUCUCAAGUGGCGGAGAGAGUUGCAGCCAUUAUACAAGAUCAGAUUCACUAUAAAGUCAGCUAUGUCAUCGGUAGAGGCGGGGAGAAGGAGCUUCUUGAUCUUUUCAACAAGCUCAACACUAUCAGAAAUGUGUUAGAUGAUGCAGAAAUGAAAGGAGUGAACAAUCAAAGCGUCAAAAAUUGGUUGAAGAAGCUCCAAGGCACAGCUUAUGAGAUAGACUACUUCUUGGAUGAAUGGAUCUACUCACUUCUCAGACUUAAGAUGGAAGCUGAGCGAAAGGUAGGCGGCUCCUUCAGCCUAUCUUCAGCUUUAUUGAGAACUUCUGUUCGUCAUAAUAUUACCAAGAAAAUAGAAAAGGUGAAAGCCAAGCUUGCUCAGAUUCUAGAGGAAAUGAAUGAAUUUAAAUUUGUGAGGAAGCUUAAUGGUGGCUUAGCCAACUCUCAGCCUGCAACUGAUCAUCCCAUGCUCAUAUCUUGGCAAGAACAAUCCACAUCUUCGAUUGACUUCAAGAUAGACGAGGGGUCGGCCAUAUAUAAGGAAAAGAAUGACAUAAUGAGAAAACUGAUGUGUAGUGGUGGUAAUAUUCAAAUUAUGUCUAUAGUUGGGACAAGUGGACUUGGAAAGACGACUCUAGCUCAACUUAUUUUUAACGAUCCAGAGUUCGAGAAGGAUUGGUUAAAAAUUUGGGUAUGUGUCCCUGAUCCCUUUGUUGUGGAUGUGGUUGCCAAAAAUAUUGUUGAAUACGUGGGAAAAGAAAGGAUUCCUCCGAAUACCAAUCAAUCUGAAUCUGACUUGGUUCUAAAAAAACUAAAAGCAUCUGUUGAAAAAAGAAAAUUUCUUCUUGUCCUUGAUGAUGCUAGUAUUGAAGAUAGGGACAAAUGGGAGUUCCUAUAUAUGUAUCUCCAAUAUGGUGCGCCAGGUAGUAAAAUUCUGGUGACAACAAGAAAUGAAAAGACAGCUAAGAUGAUGGAUAGCUUAGACGAUGAUAUCUGUAGACCAUCUCCGCUUAGUUUUGAAAAGUUUUGGUCAUUAUUGCGUGACAUAUCUCUUCCAGGAAAGAAUGCGGAGGAAUGUGGAGAAUUUAAGGGUGUUGGCAAGAAGAUAGCUAGGAAGUGUAAGGGAUUGCCUCUUGCAGCAAUUGUUUUGGGAAGACUGUUACGAUUCAAGGAUUUGGAAGGGUGGAAAGAUGUAGAGAAGAGUGAAAUAUGGGAAAUGGAGAAUGAGGAAGUAAAGCCCUUUCCUUACUUGGCUUUAAGUUACAAUGAAUUGUCUCCGGAUCUUAAGCUUUGUUUUUCAUACUGUGCCAUCUACCCUAAAAAUUACCGAUUUCAUGUGGAGACUCUGAUAGAAGAGUGGGUGGCACAAGGUUAUAUGGGCACUGUUAGUGGAAACAGUGGAGUGGAACUUGGGCGAAAGUGUUUCAAAAAGUUAGCAACACGGUCUUUGUUUCAAGACUUUGAGAAAAGUGGCGAAGAAAUAAAAUGGUGUAAAAUGCACGAUGUUGUACGUGAUUUUGCUCUGAUUUGUAGGAUGAACACAGAAAUAAGCAAUAGAAGGUGUCCAGAUUGUGAUGCUCGGUUAGUCUCUCAAGCUCAAGAUUAUCGUUGCUUAUUUUGGAACAAGGAAAGUCCUCUUGAUCAUUGUGAUUGCGUGACCAGUGUAAAAGUGUUGAGAAUUGAGAAUAGACCUCCACCAGCAGGAAUGGAAGAUUUGAUUCACUUGAGAUGGUUGGAUUUUAAAUGGACUACAGUGUCAAAGCAUGACCUCAAAAUCAUAUGCAAGCUUUAUUUACUACAAACCCUUUCCCUAUCAAGGUGCAACCUAACAGAGAUUCCACGAGAAAUUGGGAAUUUGAUUCAUUUAAGGCGACUGGACUUAAGUUGCAACGAAAAAUUAAAGGAAUUGCCAGAGAGCAUGUAUAGUUUGGUUGAAUUGCGAACUCUUUCCUUAUCGUGCUGCUCUCUGAAAGAGAUUCGGGAAGAAAUCGGGAAUUUGACCGAGUUAACAGGACUUGACUUGAGUUGGAACAGAGGACUAAAGAAAUUACCAGGGAGAAUGUAUAGUUUGGCUAAAUUGCAAACUCUUUCCUUAGCAUGCUGCUCUGUCCAAGAGAUUAGCAGCGGAAUUAUGAACUUGGAUCAGUUGAGAAAUCUCGACUUAAGUGGGAACGCAUCGUUAAAAUUACCAGAGAGCAUAUCUUGUCUGGUCGAACUGCGAACUCUUUCUUUAGCAUGCUGCUCUCUCGAAAAGAUUCGUACAGAAAUUUGGCGUUUGCGUCGCUUAACACAACUCAACCUAAGUUGGAAUAGAGAAUUGGAGUAUUUACCAGAGAGUAUUAAUAGGUUGGUUGAACUUCAAAUCUUGAAUAUUGAAGGCACAGAGGUGCACCACCGUUUGCCUCAAGCAGUAGGCAAGUUAAGUAAUCUUGCAUUAGUAUUGAGAGAAUUCAAAGUAGGAAGUCAAUACAACAAGCUGGGAUUGCUGAAAAAAGUGAAACAUAGUACUGGAUCUCUAACAUUGGAUAUCUCCUUUAGUACUAUGAGUAAAAUGGUGAAAUUGGUUGAGGAUGCUCGAGAAGUGCAAUUGAAGAUACUCUUUCAAGAACUCGAAAAACUCAAAAUAUCUUUCGAGGGUACGAUGAAUGAAAAUGAGCCUUCAUCAUCAUCAUUGCCAUCACGAUCAUCAAUGUGGAUGAAGUUACUAGAAGCUCUCGAGCCCCAUCACAAGUUGAAGCAGCUGACAAUCUGGAGAUAUGAGGGCUCCACGCUUCCUUCCUGGAUGUCAUCGCCUAACUCAUUUAUAAAAGAGAUGAGUCUCCAUUAUUUGAGUGAGGUUUCGUCACUGCCAGCUCUCGGGAAACUACCAUUCUUGGAGGUCUUAUGCAUUGAUAAUCUGAAGAAAUUGAAGCAGGUUGGAAGGGAGUUUUUAGGAAUAGAAUCUGCAUCUAAUGAUGAUGUUGUUGCAUUUCCUAAACUCAAGGAACUGACAUUUGUUAUGUGCCCCGAAUGGGAGGAGUGGGAGGACAUAACAGAGGAGGAAGAAAUAUCUGCAGCCUCCAUCAUGAUGCCAUGUCUCACAGUGUUGUCCAUCAAUUCUUGCAAGAGUUUGAAGGAGCUGCCCCAUCGCCUCCUACAUAAGGCCGCGUCCGCGUUUAAAUUGUUGGAUACCGAGGGAUCAACAGAGCUAUCAAAAACAUACAGAUCGAACGCAGAAGACGGGUACUCUUUUUCCUUCAUGGCAUUUUUCCCUUUGGGUUUUUUCGCUGUGAAGGUUUUAACGAGGUCCGGCCUUGAGUGA
Molecule: messenger RNA, 3315 nt
Organism: Salvia hispanica
Lineage: Eukaryota; Viridiplantae; Streptophyta; Magnoliopsida; Lamiales; Lamiaceae
Source: RefSeq, a predicted model, not a curated record